Messenger RNA from Folsomia candida, 1556 nucleotides. RefSeq lists its product as uncharacterized. NCBI's taxonomy places the organism in Eukaryota, Metazoa, Arthropoda, Collembola, Entomobryomorpha, Isotomidae. The transcript is spliced from 6 exons. Bases 126 to 1418 code for a protein of 430 amino acids. The record is from RefSeq and is a predicted model, not a curated record.
UAAAUAAAUAAGCUGCAUAACAAAAAACCGCAAUAAGCUCUAGCUACUAAUUUGUAUCGCAAUUACUGCUUUCUGAAAAAAAAAUAUUAGUUUCCAACCAGACCUGGAGGAUUAAAGACGAGAUCAUGGAGGCAUCAAGUAUUGUAGUCUUCAUUUUGGUCAUUCUUCAUUCGAAAGACGGAUCAACGAGCGUUCCAAAUUAUUUACUUCAGAAGCUGGAUUCGUCCCUCACAACCUUGGAGGUCAAGACCAACGAAAUAAAGGGUAUUUUGGAGCAACAAGACCGAAAGAACACAGCACACUUUUCAGAACUAAAACAGUUACUAAACCUUCUUACUGGCAAAAUUGGGGUGGUCACUGAAAAUGCGACGUCAACCAAACUCUCGGAAUCCUUUGUUGGCCAGCAGUCGUCUGAUCGCUUUUGGAAUACCGUUAUUCAAUUUUGCAAUCAGUCGAAGCAUGAUAUCUUGCAGCAAGUCUCCACCCGAAAUAUAAAACAUUUUCAAUAUGCCAGCAUUAACGAGGACCUCAACCAGUGCGUUUAUAUGGAUGGUUUGUGUGGUGGGGUACUCGUGGGGAAGAAAGGGAUAAUUUCCUACAAGGGAGAAACCACAGGAUUUCAAGAAGCUCCACACCGCUCAAGUAAUAAUCGAACUCGAUGCAUUUGGACAGUUCGCACGAAUGACCACAAAACUCGAUUUCGUCUAUUCUUGAGAGACGGAAAUGCCAAUGAUUUCAAAUUCUCAGUGACAUCAAUGCAAAGCUUGCUGGCUGCCGGAGAUAAUCAUUUUGCUGCGAAUAAUGCAUCGCUCGUCCAAUUUGAGGAACAAUUUACUAGCUCGUUGCCAUUGUGGUCGAGCAACAGGAAUUCGUCAUCCAUUGAGUUUCAUGCACACUCAAAACAUGCAAAUGACGUGUUCUUCAUAACCUUGGCUUACAACCGCACAAGUUCUAUGCCAAAUUUUUUCCUUCAAUUUGAAGGAAAUGGAAUUCGGAAACCAAAUAUCAAAUACUUCCAUUAUCACAAAACAGGAGAGCCAGGGCAAUUUUCAUCAAAGAUUGACUUUCUUCGAGACGUUCAACGAGCUCAUCACGAAUUUGCAACUUUUAUCAUCAAUCCACAUGAUGAAAAGAAAAAGUUGUCAAGUUUCCAAUUGAAUUUAACUCGAGUGCACACUCAGAAUUCGCCAGCUCACGAGUUCUUUACGUUUUAUGAAAGCAGUGAAAGUGGUUCGGCCUAUAAUGUUGCUGGUGGAAAUAGGGCUAUAAACAACAGAUACUACGGAUCUAACCGGACAUUCUCCUCUGAAUUCGUUGGAGAUGACGAUUACUCGGAGGCGUUUAUUGGACUCUAUAAAUUUUUCAAUCCCAAUGAGUAUACCGAAAAACAAGAAAGUGCAAUUCAGUUUUCCUGGUAGUUAUCAAUAAUCCACCAUUCUGUCGUAUGGUACAUAUUUUAUAUUAAUUAAAAUUACCUAUUUACUAUUGAUUUAAAAUUCUGGCGAUUAGUAUAACAUCAAUAAAUGCUAAUUAGAUAUAUCCGUAAAUUUCCUUGA